This is a messenger RNA of Carassius gibelio (silver crucian carp), 278 nucleotides long. RefSeq names its product tricarboxylate transport protein B, mitochondrial-like. The record is from RefSeq and is a predicted model, not a curated record. NCBI's taxonomy places the organism in Eukaryota, Metazoa, Chordata, Actinopteri, Cypriniformes, Cyprinidae. Bases 33 to 278 code for a protein of 81 amino acids. The transcript has 3 exons. Gene Ontology annotation, biological process: mitochondrial citrate transmembrane transport.
AUAAUGUGUGUUUGUAGUAAGUGAUGCUCUGAAUGUGUCUCUCAGGAAUCAGAGGGACGUAUCAAGGCCUCACAGCGACCGUCCUCAAACAGGGAUCCAAUCAGGCGAUCCGGUUCUUCGUCAUGACCUCUCUGAGGAACUGGUACAAGGGUGACAAUCCCAACAAAUCCAUCAACCCCGUCAUCACCGGAGCAUUCGGUGCGAUCGCAGGAGCGGCGAGUGUGUUUGGAAACACGCCGCUGGAUGUCAUCAAGACCAGAAUGCAGCUGAGAUUGUAG